UUUAGAUGUGAUUCUUCUACUAGCCACCAUUUUUCUGGAUGCCUUCUGUUUUUCCUGAAAGCAAGGAUGCUUAAUCUUAUACCCAUGAGCAUGCACUAUAUAUUGCUCAUUCUCGAAUGAUUGAUUGGUAUUUCUGCUCAUUGUAGCUUUACAAAAUUAUGAAAGAACACAAGAACUCUAAGGUUCUCAGCGAGGGAGUAUUGUGGAUGGUUUCAGCAGUUGAAGACUUUGGUGUCGCACAUGUGAAACUUAAGGAAUUGAUUGAUUUUUGUAAAGAAACUGGACUGCAGUCCAGUGCUGCUGCCACUAGGAACUCUACUAUUAAGCUUUUGGGUGCUAUACAUAAAUUUGGUGGUCCAGAUAUUAAAGGGUUUCUUACUAAUGUUAAACCUGCACUACUCAGUGCACUGGACGCAGAGUAUGAAAAGAAUCCAUUUGAGGUAUUCCUUAUGAUAGUCAAAGUUUGCAUACAUCAGUCUUUCUUGUUUAUUGGCAACUAAUGUCUUGUAUUAUUUUCC
Molecule: messenger RNA, 518 nt
Organism: Malus domestica (apple)
Lineage: Eukaryota; Viridiplantae; Streptophyta; Magnoliopsida; Rosales; Rosaceae
Source: RefSeq, a predicted model, not a curated record